CACCAGGGGAGAAGGGCGGUGGUUCGAGAGGGAAAUCCUAGAUCACCCUCAACACCCUAUUUUACUCCAAGAGAGUGCACGGUAAAACUAUUCCUUCCUCACAUCCCAGUCGUGAUGUCCCUCAGGAUUGAUGAUGAUGAUGAAGCGCAAUGGCGUUACAACCAGGCCAAUAGUGUCUGGAGUGCUCAUCUUAAAACUCUCAGGCAGCCCCUUACUGCAAGACAACCUCAAAUGAACAAGAUCAAUAAUGGAUGGCUCGGGCAGAAAGGGGUAGGGCUCGAAGGUGGGAGUGGGUCUUGCAAUGGCUGCUGCAAUGUGGACGGAUCGUGCACGUAGGGUCGGGACUUUCGCGUGGAACGCGGUGGAAUGCAGAAGCAAACACGGGGCUUCACAAACCCAGUACGAUGCAGUAGUCAUCGGUGGAGGACACAAUGGACUGGUGGCAGCUGCCUACCUUCAGAGAGGAGGCUUGAAGACAGCAGUGUUGGAGCGCAGACAUGUGCUGGGGGGUGCUGCUGUGACUGAGGAGAUCUUCCCUGGUUUCCAGUUCUCCAGGUGCUCCUAUUUGCUCAGUUUGUUGCGACCGCACAUUUACGCAGACUUGGAGCUAAAGGUAAACAAGGGGACAAGGUCAUGGAUUCCUGUCAUAGGUUUGUCUUUGAAACAACUCCAGUGCCCGCAUAUGUGUGCCAUUUGUUCUCAGAAACAUGGACUGAAGGUGUACUUGAGGGACCCCCAUGCUUUCACUCCAAUGUUGGAGGAGGGGUUAUGGGGUGGGCGGCCAAGGUCACUGACACUGGGCUCAGAUCUGGUUGAGAACCAGAAGGAGAUCAGCAAAUUUUCCCAGAAAGAUGCAAAGGCUUUUUCAGGUUUUGUUUCGCACCUUGAGAAGCUAGCAGCGGCUAUCCACCCCCUCCUGGAUGCCCCUCCUGUCGACAUUCCAGGAGUCGCAAGUGGCUCGUUGAGGAAGAGGCUGGCCGCAGCUAAAACACUGAAGCCUGUCAUCAAAUGCGGGCUGAAACUAGGCAGACACAUUCCAGACUUUUAUGAGAUCAUAACAGCACCAAUCAUGAAGAUUCUGAAUCGGUGGUUUGAGUCGGAGCCAUUGAUCGCAACGCUGGCGACUGACGCUGUCAUUGGAGCCAUGACCAGUCCCAGCAAUCCCGGUAGUGGGUAUGUUCUAUUGCACCAUGUGAUGGGAGAGCUGGAGAAGGAGAAAGGAGCCUGGGGGUACGUGGAAGGAGGCAUGGGCGGCCUGUCCAAGGCAUUAGCUAACUCUGCUCGAUCCUUUGGUGUUGAUAUUUUCACUGAAAAGGAUGUAGAACAGGUCCUGGUUGACUCAGGCGGCGCUGCGAAGGGAGUGGUGUUAAAGGACGGCACGGAGAUUCAUAGUAGAAUUGUUCUUUCAAACGCUACACCGCACGUCACGUUUAAAAACCUCACGCCGCAGAGUGCCCUUUCUCCAGCAUUCUUGAAAGCUGUUGAUCAGAUAGAUUACACCUCACCUGUCACCAAGAUCAACGUGGCAGUGAACAAGCUGCCAAACUUCCUGGCGGCCCCGACACCUGACAAUAAACCAGGACCCCACCAUCAGUGCUCUAUUCACUUAAAUUGUGAAAGUGUGGACGUACUGGAGACGGCCUACAGAGAGGCCAUGAAUGGACGCCCCUCAACAAGGCCCAUGAUUGAGAUGACCAUACCGUCUGUGCUGGACCCCACACUGGCGCCCUCUGGAUGCCAUGUGGUGUCACUGUUCACACAGUUCACCCCCUUCCACAUUGGGGGCAGAGAGUGGACUGAGCAGGACAGAGAGGCCUUUGCGGAUACUGUAUUCGACUGGAUGGAGCAAUAUGCCCCUGGAUUUAAAGAGUCAGUGGUGGGAAGGGACAUCCUGACUCCACCUGACCUGGAGAGAAUUUUUGGGCUCACCGGAGGGAAUAUCUUCCAUGGAUCAAUGUCACUGGACCAGCUGUACCUAGCACGACCUUUGCCCUCACUCUCAGACUACCGUACGCCAAUUAAAGGGCUGUAUCUGUGUGGCAGUGGCAGUCAUCCAGGUGGAGGUGUGAUGGGGGCUCCUGGCUGGAACGCUGCUCUUACUGCCAUGGCUGACCUGAAACGUCAAUAAGAAAUCAUUGUAUGAAUUAUAAUUAUGCUUAGUAAAAACAAUCUUAACACUCCUACCUGAUCAAAUGGUGUACAUAUGUAAAUUGUUAUUACAUAUAAUACAUAUCUGUUGGAUGUGCAUCACAAUAUAAGAAUGUUUACUAUCAUUGUUUAUGCAUGCCAAAUGUUUUCUAGGGGAAAAAAAGGGAUUUUAAGUCCUACAGUUGAGUGUAAUAGUGCACACAAAUGAGCUAAAAAGGAAAAUCAUAGUGAUGAUACAUUUUACACAAAUGUGCUUGUCAGUCCCAUAAAGGUGUGCACCAAAUAUGGUGGUUAUUCAACAAAACACCCUAAAGUUACAUUGGGUAUUUCGUAGAGCACGGUGAGCUGUGUGAGAGAUUUCAAAUCAAUCCAACUUACGGGGGGUCAAACUUUGGAGUGACACUAAGUGGUAUGUUUGUCAGAAAAAUAAUAUACAUGUAACACAGUACAGGUGCACGUUUUGACAAAUUUUCACCCUUUAGUGUGCAGCAGCCAUUCAUUUUUCAUUGGCCUGCGGCACAUUACAGACGUAAAAUUACCUGUAAAAAUGGGAAAAAUAGAGCAAAAUGGCACAACAUAAAGCAAGCAAGAUGGAAUGUUGAUAGUAAUAACUAAUAGUAACGCAAAGCUGUGUCUUUAAAUAUGUUUUCAGUCUUCUUACAAAAUAAAAAAUAAUGUAGCCCAAUGCAUCCUUUGAUUUUUUUGUGUUUGUGCAGCCCUCAGUAAAAAGUUUACAAA
This is a messenger RNA of Dunckerocampus dactyliophorus (ringed pipefish), 2886 nucleotides long. RefSeq names its product pyridine nucleotide-disulphide oxidoreductase domain 2 (gene pyroxd2). Lineage: Eukaryota; Metazoa; Chordata; Actinopteri; Syngnathiformes; Syngnathidae. Gene Ontology annotation, molecular function: oxidoreductase activity. The transcript is spliced from 17 exons. The record is from RefSeq and is a predicted model, not a curated record. Bases 302 to 2128 code for a protein of 608 amino acids.